Messenger RNA from Phialemonium atrogriseum, 1140 nucleotides. RefSeq lists its product as uncharacterized. The record is from RefSeq and is a predicted model, not a curated record. The transcript is spliced from 5 exons. Lineage: Eukaryota; Fungi; Ascomycota; Sordariomycetes; Cephalothecales; Cephalothecaceae. The coding region runs from base 1 to 1140 and encodes 379 amino acids.
AUGUCCCAGCCGCUUCCACAUGACGACUUUCCCGAACUCCUGGAAGCGCUGAACAAAGAAUACGUACAGGCACGCCGCAAACGCCUGCAUGACGAAUACGAACGCAUCACCCUCCCCUACCGGAAGGCGAUCGAUGACGCGGCUCGCUCCCUGACCGAGCAGGAGACCUGCAUGUUCGCCGCUCUCACUGAGGCCUUCAACCCACAGAUGGCAACCCGUAUCUGGGGGUUGGAGAUCGGCUCGGGGACGCUUCCUCGAGGGUCAUCGGUUCACGAUCCGGUGACCUUGCCGGUCGACGGCCACCUCGUCGACGGACCGGCGCUGCAGGAAGAUACCAUCACAGGCCACGGUUCGUGCGACAGUAGCAUAGUCGUGGCCUCGAGCACCAGACAGAAUAGCCCGGCUAAACGCCCACCAGAAGCCCAGGCCGGCCCGCGAAAGAAGCAAAGACAGAACACCGACUCGACCCCCCCGCCGCAGCUCACAAUCACGCGGACGGUGGAUAGCUCGCUCGUCCAAGGCCAGCACUGGGUGUUCCAGUUCCCAAGCGCCGGCCCGGGCUACUUUGUGAUCCUCUGUGACGGCGUGGACGGGAACCCGUUCCGGUUCGACUCGGAUCCGUGGAGGUGUGACCGGGCGUUCAACCACUUCAGGGCUUGUCCCACCAAGGAGAAGUGCCACGGGGCCGGUGCCGCCGGGGAGUAUUCCCCUGAGGCGAUCAUGGAGAGGUUCGCGUAUCGAGUCACCGGUCCCCACGUCGACGACGAGUGGGUCGCCGAGGCCAACCGGCCGCUGGAAGACGGGCGACGACGGGCCGCCAGCAAGACCGGCAAGGGAAACGUCAAGCUCACGAGGCCGGAGCUGCGUCCGACCAACCGGCCGCCGCGCGUGGCGCCGAUCCCCGACAUGGGCCCGGGGCAUUCCGGCGUCGACGACGUGAUCGAGGUCAUCGACGACGAUGCCGAGAACGGCUGGAGCAAUAAUACGGAUGAAGAUGCAUCCUUGGUGCGGGAAGUCAUAGGGUUCAUGAACGACGACAGUCUAAUCGACGUGGGCACGGGGUCGGCGAUGCGGUCCCUGCAGGCGCUUGCGAUGGAUGCCCUUGUGGAAGGUGCCGCGAUCCAAGGCAUGGUUGACUAG